AUACAAACCUUUUCUUGCGGUGGUUGUUGGUGGUGGUGGUGAAAUCAAUAAAUAAUCGAUUCAAAUUCAAGAAAAAGAGUGUUUUUAGUGUUGAAAUGAAGAUGCAAUUGAAAUAUUUAUAUCAAACCAUUUAUUCAUUACAUGAUCCAAUUCAUGUAGAACGAUUUCAGAAAACAUUUGGAUUGGAAAUUAUCCAUGAUCAACAAAAUGAUGAACCAAGAACAAAUCAUUUGUCGUCCAUUUCAUCAUCGUUGUCGAAAAAAUAUCGUAUACGAAAUUAUUUAUGGUAUUAUCUAUUUUCAUUUGGUGCACGUCUUGGUUAUGAAGUAUUCUAUGCAUUAUCAUUUUCAUAUUUAUAUUGGAAUUUGGAUUCAUUUAUAUGUCGUCAAUUGAUGCUUAUAUGGGCCAUACUGAUGUACACAGGUCAAGCAUUAAAAGAUGUUAUACGAAUUCCAAGACCUAAUGGUCCAAAUAUAGUGAUAUUAGAACCAGAAUAUUCAUUUGAAUAUGGUAUGCCAUCAACACAUGCAAUGUUAGCGGCAAUGAUACCAUUAACAUUAUAUUCAUUAUUAUCGAAUCGUUAUCAAAUUUCAUCAUCACCAUUAUUAUUCAUAUUUUGUUCAAUUUGUUGGUGUUCAUUGAUUUGUUGUUCACGUCUCUAUUUGGGAAUGCAUUCUGUUUUGGACAUAUUGGUCGGUCUAUCGCUUACCUGUAUAUUAUUGGCAUUCAUACUACCAAUGUUGAGCGUUUUGGAUUAUUUCCUUAUCCGUAAUUCUUUAUCGCCUUUAAUCAUUAUUGUUGUGUUGUUAAUAUCAUCAUUAUUGUAUCCGGUAUCGAAUAAACAAUCACCAUCACGUGGUGAUACAAUAUCAAUAAUAUCGGCCAGUGGUGGUGUUUAUAUUGGUUCAUGGCUUAAUUAUCAAUUAUCCAUUAUACGUGAUUCUAGUCAUUUGAAUGAAUUAUAUCCAAUUUUAUUGCCAUCAUUAUAUGAUAUACCUGUAAUCGUUGGUCGUUUUGCCAUUGGAUUAUGUUCAUUAUUCAUCUUACGAUCGUUAGGAAAAUCAUUUGCACAACAUGCUAUUCGAUAUUUCACCGGAUUGAAAGAUCUUAAUAAUGAACAAACAAAACAUCGUACCAUCGUAGAGAUACCAAUGAAAAUGAUUCCAUUCAUUAUGGUUGGAUUAGCAAUUUCAUUUUUUGGACCAUUGAUGGCACGUUUAACUUGUAUGGAACGUCAUUCAAUGAGAUUUGAAGCUUAAAGAAUUCUUGUUUCUAUAUAUAUACAUGCAAAUCAAAUCAAAACAAUUUCAAACAAACAAAUAACUUGCCUUUGUCAUUGAAAACAGCA
Messenger RNA from Dermatophagoides farinae (American house dust mite), 1348 nucleotides. RefSeq names its product sphingosine-1-phosphate phosphatase 2. NCBI's taxonomy places the organism in Eukaryota, Metazoa, Arthropoda, Arachnida, Sarcoptiformes, Pyroglyphidae. Gene Ontology annotation, cellular component: endoplasmic reticulum membrane. The record is from RefSeq and is a predicted model, not a curated record. Gene Ontology annotation, biological process: sphingosine metabolic process. Gene Ontology annotation, molecular function: sphingosine-1-phosphate phosphatase activity.